CCGGCUGCAGGUCUAGCAGCCAUCCCGCGGGCCUAAGAUGAUCCAAUUGAUGAAACUGCAGCUAAGCAGACAUCUGCAACGUUUUCACGGCGGAGAAGCACUUCACCUAGAAGUCUCUCAACGUAACAAGAAAUACGGCUACAAUGAUCUCUGCUGUUGCGAAGAGGGUUUGUGCCAGACAGCAUGGAGACCAGCAAUCACAGGGCUGGUAUCUUCUCGGAGUUACCGUGGAGAUACGCCAGAGGACACGAGGGGAGACCUGAUUGAGAUCCCUCUGCCCCCUUGGGACGAGAGGCCCGGCGAGCCCACUGACAUCAAGAAGCGACGCCUGCUGUAUGAGAGUCGCAAGAGGGGCAUGUUGGAGAACUGCAUCCUGCUCAGCCUCUUUGCGAAGCGAUACCUGAACACAAUGAAUGAGAAGCAGCUGUACCAGUACGACAGACUGAUUAAUGAACCAAGCAAUGACUGGGACAUCUACUACUGGGCAACAGAAGCUCAGCCCACACCUGAUGUUUACCAAGGAGAGAUCAUGGAUAUGCUGAAGGAGUUCACAAAGAACCGCAACCAAGAAAAGAGGUUAGAUGCACCCAACCUGGAGUACCUGGAUAAGGAAAGCCUGUGAGGUCCAUGACCCUUUGGACCUUCUCAAAGACUCAUUUUGGCUGGUGAAUGUGGUGAAAUAUCAGUGUCAGAAAAACAACAAAACAAAAUAUUGUGACAUGGAUACUAUUUUAAACACUUUACUCUCUAGUACUAUUGACCUUUCUAUGAAAUAUUCUCGCCUCCAUCCUCUAUUUCCUCUGUCAACUCCAGUCAGUUAUUAUAAGGGGAAGAACAUCCAUGGAAGCUGAGGGAAGUUGGAUCGAGCGAAGAUUGAUACAACGCAAGAUAUUAGCACGGUGCUCUGAAUAAUUUACUUGAAGUGUAUUGUACAUUUCUGAUUUAAGACUAUACAUUAAAUCUGAUUAAAGUGUGUGAGAUGCAUACUGAAUAUGUCAGCUUCGAUAUAUGGAUACAAGCUGAAAAUCAGUUUCUAUCCCAGACAGUUAAACAGAAACACAUGUACUCACACAUUAGUGUCGCUUGUUGAACUGUCAUGUUGUGCUCAAUGAUUGUACUGUGCCUAUCACAGACAUUAUGGGUUAUUUAAUAAAUGCCUGUGCUUUAC
This is a messenger RNA of Pseudoliparis swirei, 1168 nucleotides long. It is a transcript of the gene sdhaf2, whose product is annotated as succinate dehydrogenase complex assembly factor 2. The transcript is spliced from 5 exons. The record is from RefSeq and is a predicted model, not a curated record. Gene Ontology annotation, cellular component: mitochondrion. The coding region runs from base 38 to 622 and encodes 194 amino acids. Lineage: Eukaryota; Metazoa; Chordata; Actinopteri; Perciformes; Liparidae. Gene Ontology annotation, biological process: protein-FAD linkage; mitochondrial electron transport, succinate to ubiquinone; tricarboxylic acid cycle.